This is a messenger RNA of Stomoxys calcitrans (stable fly), 1272 nucleotides long. RefSeq lists its product as uncharacterized. The coding region runs from base 1 to 1272 and encodes 423 amino acids. NCBI's taxonomy places the organism in Eukaryota, Metazoa, Arthropoda, Insecta, Diptera, Muscidae. The transcript has 5 exons. The record is from RefSeq and is a predicted model, not a curated record.
AUGUUUAUCAAUCCCAUAGCAGCCGGUUGUACGUACCGAAUUGACCUGAUGAUGUCCUUCAUCGACAAGGGCUGCCGCCUCAUUGUACAGCACAUUGCUACAACAAUAACAACAUCCAAUGUUCAUGAGGAUGUUAAUAAAAAGACCACCAACACAUGUCAAUAUGAACUGGAUCAAAUGCUAAUUUACAAACAUUCCACAAAAAUGCAACAACUUCGAAUGGGGAAAACCAAACUGGGAAAGAUUGACAAGAGGAUUCCUAAAAUGAAGGUUUUCGUUUGUGUUCUGGCUGCGUUGGUGGCGACUUGCUCCGCUGGGUUUCUAGGGGGUGGCUCCGGAGGAGGUGGUGGUGGCGGUGGUGAAGACGUCAAAAUCAUCCAAGUAGUUCAUGCUGAUGAAGGAGGUGCCGGGGGUUAUGGAGGUCAUGGUGGUCAUGGCGGUUUCGGUGGUGGAGGCGGUGCUGGUGGUGAAGAUGUCAAAAUCAUCCAAGUUGUUCAUGCCGAUGGAGGAGCUGCCGGUGGUCAUGGAGGUUAUGGUGGUCAUGGAGGUCAUGGAGGUUUCGGAGGUGGCUCUGGAAGUGAAGAUGUCAAAAUUGUGAAGGUUGUUCAUGCCGAUGGUGGUGCCGGUGGUCACGGAGGAUAUGGUGGUCACGGAGGACAUGGUGGUCACGGAGGACAUGGUGGAGGUGGAGAAGUUAAGACUAUUAAAGUUAUUCAUGCCGAAGGUGGUGCUGCCGGUGGUCACGGAGGACAUGGUGGUCAUUCUCAUGGCGGUGGUUUCGGAGGACAUGGUGGUCAUUCUCAUGGCGGUGGUUUCGGAGGUGCCGGUGGUGAGGUCAAGACCGUAAAAGUUAUACGUGUUGAUGGUGGUGGUGACGGCGGCCAUGGUGGGCACGGAGGCCAUUCACAUGGCGGUGGUUUCGGAGGUGCCGGUGGUGCCGGAGGAGAAGUUAAAACCAUCAAAGUAAUACAUGCCGAAGGUGGAGCUGGUGGUGGUCAUGGCGGUCAUGGUGGUCAUGGAGGUCAUGGAGGUUAUUCCCACGGCGGUGGUUUUGGAGGUGCCGGAGGAGAAGUUAAAACCAUCAAAGUUAUCCAUGCCGAUGGUGGUGCUGCUGGCGGUCAUGGUGGCCAUGGAGGACAUGGUGGCCAUGGAGGACAUGGUGGCCAUGGAGGCCAUGGAGGUGGUGCCGGAGGUGCUGUUCAAACAUUUAAAGUUAUCCGCCAAGAAGGAGGUGGUACCGGCGGUUUUGGUGGCGCAGGAGGCUGGAAUUAA